AUGUACCAAAUGGGUUACGUAAUGAACGGUCUGUUGUUGGGCUAUAUGUCGGACCGGUUUGGCCGGCGGCCCACCCUAUGGCUGGCCAUGACUAUAGAGGUGUGCGGCGGAUUGUCCCUCAUAUUUUCACCAACAAUCACCAUGUACAUUAUGAGCCGAUUUUUUGUUGGCCUUGGUGAUAGUGGUCGUGGUGUCAGUCUUUACCUGUUAAUACUGGAAACCGUUGGCACAAAAUACCGGUCGGAUAUUGUGAUGACAGUCACUUUUGGUUGGAUUACUGGGUAUAUCGCUCUACCCGGUGCUGCCUGGAUAUUGAAGGACUAUCAGUUACUACAGGCUAUACCCACAACAGUGACAUUUGUACUAAUGUGCACAUGGUUGUUGACAAUACCCGAGUCACCAAGGUGGCAGUUAUCUAAUAAUCAACACGAAAAAGCUCGAGUGACUAUCAUUAAAGCGGCUAAAUUAAAUGGACAUGUUACCAAUGUGGAUUAUAUUAAUGAUCAACUAGAUCAAUUACGACAUAACAGUGAAGUGAACCUAAACAAGCACAAAAAGCGCAAACACUACACAAUCGUAGACCUCCUAUCGUCAAAAGUGAUGCGAAACUAUACACUCAUAUUCUGGUUUUCAUUCGCCGUAAAUGCAUUCAUAUAUCACGGAAUAUCACUAAACGUACAGCAAAUCGGGGGUAAUCUGUACGUAAACUUUGCCAUAGCUGGCUUGGUGGAAAUACCCUCGCUCAUAUUAAACAUUGUGGGUUUAAAAUACGUUGGUCGCAAAACAUUCACUGUGGCCACAAUGGCUAUGGCAUCUCUGUCUUACCUGGCCAUCGUACUUUGCAGCGCUUAUAGGGAGUCAAUGGGUGUACAUUAUAAUACGGCAAAAUUGAUCAUGGCAAUGUUUGGCAAACUGUUUAUUUUUAGCUCGUUUAAUGUGAUUUAUAUCCACGCCGGUGAAAUAUUUCCCACCGUUCUGAGGCAUACGGGUAUCGGUAGCUGUAGUAUCGCAGCCCGUAUUGGCUCAAUACUGGCACCGUUUGUUAGGGAAAUGAGUGAACACUAUAACUUUGUCAUAUCGAUGAUGGUGUUUGGUUUGCUUGCGCUGAUGGCAACUCUACUCACAUUAUUUCUACCCGAGACUAAGGACAGGGAUAUACCUGAUAAUAUAAUGGACGUGGAGGAACUUCACGAUUUAUCAGGGUCAAACAGUGCCGAUAGUGAUAACAUAACAUAUGCCAUCUCUACGAACAUUAUAAAAGAAACAGAUAAUAUAUAAUUUAUACU
This is a messenger RNA of Medioppia subpectinata, 1286 nucleotides long. NCBI's taxonomy places the organism in Eukaryota, Metazoa, Arthropoda, Arachnida, Sarcoptiformes, Oppiidae. The record is from the annotation of a GenBank genome assembly.